AUGUCAGCUGUCUCCCUCGGUGGAAGCCUAGUGUACUCGACCUGUACCCUGUCACCGGCUCAAAACGAGGCCAUCAUUCAGUUGGCACUCUCAAAGCAAAAUUCCGAUCCAGCCAACAUUUCUGAGACCCUCUUUCGUUUAGUGGACUUAACCGAUUGGGCUAAUCUAUUGGCCAGCGCUUUGCCUUCACUACCGGCCAACUCCUCCAGCCCGUCCGUUUCCGCUGGAAGCUCUCUCACUGGCCUUCGUUUAAUGACAAUCCACGCCGAUGGGUCUCGGCGCCCCGUACCUCGAUCCGAAUCCGUUAGUUCAGCAGACUCGACGGAUCCGGCAGUUGGCAUCCUGUUGCUUCCUUCUGUGGCAGCCAACUUCGGCCCCACUUUUAUAGCCAAAAUGCAGCGCAUACGAUGA
Protopolystoma xenopodis is the source of this 411-nucleotide messenger RNA. Lineage: Eukaryota; Metazoa; Platyhelminthes; Monogenea; Polystomatidea; Polystomatidae. The record is from the annotation of a GenBank genome assembly.